Sitodiplosis mosellana (orange wheat blossom midge) is the source of this 1848-nucleotide messenger RNA. It is a transcript of the gene RIOK2, whose product is annotated as serine/threonine-protein kinase RIO2. Bases 122 to 1774 code for a protein of 550 amino acids. The transcript has 5 exons. The record is from RefSeq and is a predicted model, not a curated record. Gene Ontology annotation, molecular function: ATP binding; protein serine/threonine kinase activity. Gene Ontology annotation, cellular component: nucleus; cytosol; preribosome, small subunit precursor. Lineage: Eukaryota; Metazoa; Arthropoda; Insecta; Diptera; Cecidomyiidae. Gene Ontology annotation, biological process: protein phosphorylation; maturation of SSU-rRNA.
UGUCUGUCUUUUUCAAUACACUGUGUGUUAUCCACGAGCGCGUGUUCAGCUCAUAGCAACACGAAUUUCGAAAAAACACAAAUUUUACGGAAUUUUUUAAUGUAAAAGUGCAUUUUUCAUCAUGGGGAAAUUGAAUGUCACCAUUUUACGUUAUUUAACGAAGGAAGACUUUCGUGUCUUGACUGCCAUCGAAAUGGGCAUGAAAAAUCACGAGCUGGUGCCAGCAAGUUUGGCUGCAUCCAUUGCCAAUCUCAAAGCGGGCGGAGUCCAUAAAUUGCUACGGGAAUUAUGCAAACACAAAUUGUUGUCGUACGAACGUGGUCGUAAAUACGAUGGCUACCGCUUGACCAACACAGGCUACGACUACUUAGCAUUGAAGUCACUCACUUUGCGUGAUUCAGUUGCUUCAUUCGGCAACCAAAUUGGUGUUGGAAAAGAAUCAAACAUCUACAUAGUUUCCGAUGAAGAAGGCAAUCCAUUAUGUUUGAAAUUGCAUCGAUUGGGUCGAACGUGCUUCCGAAACAUCAAAGAAAAACGAGACUACCAUGGUCGACGACACAAGGCAUCUUGGUUAUAUCUGUCGAGAAUCUCUGCUACACGUGAAUUUGCCUACAUGAAAGCAUUAUACGAUCGAGGCUUUCCAAUACCAAAACCGAUUGAUUUCAAUCGACACUGUGUCAUCAUGGAACUGGUCAACGGAUACACAUUAACACAAAUCAACGAAGUGGAAGACGUUGAAGCACUCUACAACGAUUUGAUGAACUUAAUCGUGAGCCUCGGAAAUGCCGGCGUCAUUCACGGUGAUUUCAAUGAGUUCAACAUUAUGGUUACACAAGAUGCGAAACCAAUUUUGAUUGAUUUCCCACAAAUGGUAUCGACAUCACAUCAAAACGCUAGAAUGUUCUUCGAACGUGAUGUAAACGGUGUUCGUGAAUAUUUCCGCAGGCGAUUCGGCUACGAGUGUGCCGGUUAUCCAACAUUCGAUGAGCUAGAACGUGAUGAUAAUUUGGAUAUUGAAGUUGCUUGCAGCGGUUUUACGAAGCAAAUGGAAAAAGAUUUGCUACAAGAAUAUGGUAUGGAAUCAGUCAGCGAUGAUGAUGACGGUUCGAGCGAUGAUGAGGAUCAUUCAGAUGCAGAAACAGAGAAUAAUGAGGAAGAGUUAGAUCGAUUGCGGCAACAGGUCGAUGCCGAAGUAAAAUUUUCUGAAGAGCGAGCUGGCGAACGGGAUACAUCAAAAGCGUUAAAUUUCAAUAUUCAAAAUUAUAUAUCGUCGCUUGUACAGGCAGACAAUGCCGAAGAAGAAUUCGAAGAUGCCCUCGAAGACAUUCACUCAGAAAUUCCAUUGCCAAAACCAAUCAUUAAAACACAACCAACUGAACUUGAAUCAGUUAAAAUCAGUUCAAAUGAUGUUGAAAAAGCCAUAGAUUUAGUGUCCAAUGUCCAUAUUAGCGAUAGCAACAGUGUCGAUGGCAACGUCUCAUCGGGUGGUGAAGAUGACGACGAAUUAGCCGAUUUAGAUCCAAAAUCUCGGGAAUAUCGCUUCAAAAUGGUCGAAAAACUUCUGUCAGACGCUCGUAGUCAUCGAUCGUAUUCAACAUCGGCCAGCACAAUCGCGCCCAGCGUUGUUUCCGAUCGCAUCAAGAAAACAUUGCAUGUCAAAGAGAAACGAGACGAACGCAAACGUUGCGUUGCAAAGGGUGAAGCCAGCGCAGUCACACGAAUUCGCAAAGAAAAUCGCGACACAUGCAAACAGUACGCUGGCUGGGACUUUUAAUUUCUCUGGAGAAAUUCUGUAAAUGUUUUUAAGAAUAUGAAGAAUAAAAUUUUAUGCAAAAGUUUUUGGAUUAA